AAUACUCUGACAGAUUUUUAGAUCAGUUUUCUUUCGAAAUUUGAACGACAAGGUUUACGAUACGAGCCGCGUUAAAGCGGGAAAAUUAAAACAAAUAUUGAAAACGAUUUAAAUAAUAAUUAUAAGUGUCAAUAUAUACCUACAUUAUUUUGAAUAUUUUUCGAGAAAUGGCAGCAAAUACGCCUAGCACAAAACUUCACUUAGAAUCUAUAGACCGCAUUGGCAGUAUACCCCUUGUUGAGACCAGCCUAAAACAUGCAGAACUUAUAUAUGGAAAGGUGAAGACAAGCAAUCGCCUAUUCAACUGGUAUUUUGAAACGGCCGAAUAUACAAUUACAUCGGCCUAUGAAUCAGUUAUGCCAGCGGUAAAGUUAUUCGAAAGUCCAUUAAAGCGCUUAGACAAUGUGGUUUGUAAAAGUUUGGAUAUUUUGGAACAACAUAUUCCGCUGGUAUAUCUUCCCCCGGAAAUGACAAUUAUUUUGGGCUUAAAGAUGUAUUGGAAUACUAAAGAGUACAUGUCGGAUCAUUUAGUGAGGCCAGUCCUAAAACGGGCCGAUUCUGUUAAACAAAUUGGCAAUGCAGUCUUGGAAAGUCCAAUAACGACAUUUGCUGCAGAACGACUAGAUGGUGCCUUGACGGUUGGUGACAAAUUUGUUGAUAAAUAUUUAAUACCCAUUGAUGGUGAAGCAGAUCAGACUGAUGGUAAGCAGACCUUAUUUUCACCAAACGAAGAUAACAAUGCAGAGACACCAAAUGAGAAAGGCGCCAUCAAGGCAAUUCAUCACGGCCAACGUUUCUCGCGCAAACUAAAGCGUCGCUUGACCCAAAGAACAUUGGCCGAAGCGAGGGCCUUGAAAAAACAAAGCAAGGAAGCUAUACAUGUUUUAAUAUAUGCCGCUGAACUGAUUGCUACAGAUCCCAAGUUGGCUUUGCAAAAAGCUAAAGAACUUUGGUCUUAUCUGAGCCAAGAUGAACCUGAAAACCAGGCUAGACCAACAACAUUAGAACAGCUGAUUGUUUUGCUCACCAGGGAAUCAGCUAGGCGUCUUGUUCAUAUGGUGAAUUUUGGUGCCAAUGUAGCAGCUAACAUACCAAAAACUGUUGCGCAUACUUCAACGGAGGUUGUUCAUCAUAUAAUUUAUAUCAAUAAUCGUUUUAUUAGCCUUACAAAAUUGGAUAAAGUUCGAGAUUUAUCUAAAGAAGAAGCUCAAACCAUUAUUAAGCGUAUGGUAGCCUUUUACGGCGAUCUACAAUGUCUAACCAAUACUUAUUUGGAACGCCUUGCGACCUUCUUAUCAGGUCGCAUAGAAGCCGAGAAAGUUUCAGGACAUCGGUCAACCGUUGGUUCAACAUCUUCUGGCACAUCCGCCAGACGACGACUGGACGUUCAAGAGAAUAAUACACCAUCGUCACAUAAUAAUAUAAAUGGCGUUUACUGAGACGCAGAGUUUUUUAUUGCAGUCGUAUUUUUAUGUCUAAUUAUCGAAUUUUAUUUUUGCAUUCAUAUUCGUUCUAAUUAAUAUAUUUAUAUAAAUAAAACUCUUUUUACAUACACAAA
Musca domestica (house fly) is the source of this 1558-nucleotide messenger RNA. RefSeq names its product lipid storage droplets surface-binding protein 1 (gene Lsd-1). The record is from RefSeq and is a predicted model, not a curated record. Gene Ontology annotation, cellular component: cytosol; lipid droplet. Lineage: Eukaryota; Metazoa; Arthropoda; Insecta; Diptera; Muscidae. The transcript is spliced from 7 exons. The coding region runs from base 168 to 1439 and encodes 423 amino acids. Gene Ontology annotation, biological process: positive regulation of triglyceride storage; lipid storage.